GGCUGUUCCCGAGUUCCCGCGCAAACGAGCGAUCGGCGCCAAAAUAUCCGACGUGCAUGCGCACUACCGUUAACCGUCGUGGUUGCGCGGGCCGCGGCUUCAUUCGGCUUUCAGCGUUCGGUCUUGGCGUGUCGGCACGAUUCCGUAAACGCAUCUUCGUAUCUAUCUCACUUCCUCCCCGUUCCUCCUUCGUGCAAGGAAAAAGCAAACGUACUUGAUUUAACGGCAAGACAUGUCUGGACGCGGCAAAGGUGGUAAGACCAAGGGGAAGGCGAAGACCCGCAGCAGCAGGGCUGGGCUGCAGUUUCCUGUGGGAAGGAUUCAUCGUCUUCUCAGGAAAGGUAACUACGCGGAACGCGUUGGUGCCGGUGCUCCCGUUUAUCUCGCCGCCGUGAUGGAAUAUCUGGCUGCCGAAGUGCUAGAGUUGGCUGGAAAUGCUGCCAGGGACAACAAAAAGACUAGGAUAAUCCCGCGCCACUUGCAACUGGCCAUUCGUAAUGACGAAGAAUUGAAUAAAUUGUUGUCCGGAGUGACCAUUGCUCAAGGUGGAGUCCUGCCUAAUAUCCAAGCGGUUCUGCUGCCGAAGAAGACCGGUACCGGUGGCUCUGGAAAGGGCGACAAGGCGUCGCAGGAAUAUUAGAUUAUUACACGUUUAUAACUUUAACCGUAAUUCUAGAGACAUGCCUUUAUUUCGCAAAACCGGAGGAAAAGGAACGAAUGUCCUUACAAUCUGUGCAACAGGGCUGGUUUUACAUGGUUGACGAUAAAAUUGUGGAGAUUAAUAACAAACAUCGGUUGCGUUCAGCAGAGAAAGCAGCUUUGCCACUGUUGUAAAAUGCUUUGAUAUGACUGGUCUUUUACUCUUAGUUCUUUACUGGAAUUAAAUAUAUAAACCAAUCGUAUCAAAGAAUUUUACAGUUAGUUGCAAAGCUGCUUUCUCUGCCGAAUGCUCAACCAUUACAUUAUCAUAUUGAUUUCCUUGUUAUUCCAUCAAUUUUCACGAAUUCAGAUUUGUGAACGUUCUUUUUUCUCUAUUUUAUUUUAUUGACAACCACCUGCAAGCGAAUUUUUAUUGCGUUUAUGUGGAGUUAGAUAUUACCAUUUCGAUUUUUAUGUUUUCUGCUAAAUCCUGUCCUGAAUACCGUUGAAAGUAUUGUAUUUAAUUAAUAAUUGCCAUGUUGAUGAGGUAUAUUUGAUAAUUAUGUCUUAAUUAGAAACCAGUGAACGGUAACCCAAAAUUUCUGUUUUAAUUUGAAGAUUACGUAACUAUUAAUGAAUUACUUAUGCAUGUUUUAUUUAUGAUACAAUUUUAUCUUAUUUAAAUGCUACUGUUACAGUUAUACAUGUUUCCUGCACGCAAAUACAAACGUACACAUUUCUCGUUUAUUCUUUUUAUUCUAAUUUUAGACUUUAGCAUCAUUAAUUUUAUUCUACUGUAUAUCCUAUUACUGAAGAUUUGAAAAGAUUGUAUUAAUGCUUGAAUGUUUUUGUUAAAUGUAAACGAUAUUGAUGCAAAAAUAAAUAGCAUUGCGUCCCUAUGUGAAGAUUCAAUUCGCAAAUGCGUGUAAUCCUCAUUUAAAUAUAUGAAAAUAAAACUUCGUUAUA
This is a messenger RNA of Mycetomoellerius zeteki, 1605 nucleotides long. Its product is annotated as histone H2A. Lineage: Eukaryota; Metazoa; Arthropoda; Insecta; Hymenoptera; Formicidae. The record is from RefSeq and is a predicted model, not a curated record. Gene Ontology annotation, molecular function: DNA binding; structural constituent of chromatin; protein heterodimerization activity. Bases 233 to 640 code for a protein of 135 amino acids. The transcript is spliced from 3 exons. Gene Ontology annotation, cellular component: nucleosome.